Humulus lupulus (European hop) is the source of this 741-nucleotide messenger RNA. RefSeq lists its product as uncharacterized. The coding region runs from base 1 to 741 and encodes 246 amino acids. The transcript has 3 exons. The record is from RefSeq and is a predicted model, not a curated record. Lineage: Eukaryota; Viridiplantae; Streptophyta; Magnoliopsida; Rosales; Cannabaceae.
AUGACUUCGUUGAACUCUGGUGAGACUAUUUCUCCGGCGAUCACUGCUACAGCAGCUGUGGCGUCGACUUCUACUCACCCAUGGAAUCCCUUCUCCAAUUCGUUAACUUCUUCCCUCACUGUAAAACUUGAUCGGUCGUCUAUUUCUGAAGGAGUUCUUGCCUCAGUUGCUACCUAUUCUACCUAUCUUGCUAUUACCGGUUGCUGCAUCAGUGAUCAAGAUCUUGAGUUACAACUACUCAAUGGUCUUGGUCCAGAAUACGAUUCUAUUGUUUCUACCAUUACCUCAAGUUCUGAAUUGAAGAUUAUUGAAGAGAUUCAAGCACUUCUGAUGGCUCAUGAAUGCUGCCUAGAACGCCAUCAUUCCAUUGCUGAUAUCUUGGGGAAGAUGGCUAAAAAUUUGACCUUUAUCUCAUCAAGAACCAUGCCCUCACACACAUAUAGACCCAACUAUGGCUCUGGUAGAGGAUCUUCUACUGAUAUGGGGUCCAGAACAGUUGGUAGAAACUACUAUUGUGUUCCUCCCUCUUCCACAUGCCCUCUCUGUCAAGUUUGUCUAAAACUUGGUCACAUUGCAGCUAAAUGUCAUUAUUGUUUUGACAAGAAAUUUGUCACCCCAAAGAACACAAAUGCUCAACGAAGAGCCUAUCUCACAGAGCAAGAAUGUCACACUGGUGAAAUUGGAGAAGCUCAAGCAUAUAUUUCCACCUCUGUACCUGACUUUGGUGAUGACUCCCCUUAG